AUGGAAAUAGAGAUAGGAAAGGAGGCGAUUCGGAAGAGCACGGAGUAUGCCAGCAGGGGUCUUGGCGGGGUAUCCCUGAAGCCCUUCCGCACUUACUUCGACAUAGACAAUACAUUCGUCCUGAAGAAGCUUGUGCUGAUUCUAUUCCCAUUCAACAACAAGGAGUGGACGGGCGACGACGAAGGAAUGGCGAGGCCAGAGCUGUAUGUCCCGGCAAUGAGCUUUAUCUCCUACAUCCUCUUAAGGGCGCUAUAUCUUGGACUUGAAGGUAUGUUUAGCCCGGAGAGGCUGGGAAUUGUAUUUACCAGACUGUUUUUCCUCGAGGCUGUGUGCAUAGCACUCACAAGAAUCUCCGGGUACUUUGUUGAUGUAGGUCUGAGCACUCUCGAUGUGGUAGCAUACAGUGGGUACAAGUAUGUCAUUGUGUUGCUUCUGCAGCUGAACAAGAUGCGGUAUGUUCAGGUAAUUGGAGGAAUGUAUCUCUAUGUAAGCUUCUUUGUUUUUCUUAGCAGAAGCCUAAAGAGACGUGUGAUGGACAAAGGAGCUGAAAGAAUGAGGAGGGCAUACUACUUGUUUGGAAUAGUUAUUGUCCAAGAGUUUAUUGUGUUUUUACUGUCCUGA
Encephalitozoon cuniculi GB-M1 is the source of this 621-nucleotide messenger RNA. RefSeq lists its product as uncharacterized. The coding region runs from base 1 to 621 and encodes 206 amino acids. The record is from RefSeq and is marked provisional. NCBI's taxonomy places the organism in Eukaryota, Fungi, Microsporidia, Unikaryonidae. Gene Ontology annotation, cellular component: COPII-coated ER to Golgi transport vesicle; endoplasmic reticulum membrane; endoplasmic reticulum-Golgi intermediate compartment. Gene Ontology annotation, biological process: endoplasmic reticulum to Golgi vesicle-mediated transport. The transcript has a single exon.